Molecule: messenger RNA, 987 nt
Organism: Chenopodium quinoa (quinoa)
Lineage: Eukaryota; Viridiplantae; Streptophyta; Magnoliopsida; Caryophyllales; Amaranthaceae
Product: transcription initiation factor TFIID subunit 13-like
Exons: 6
Coding region: 228-614 (128 amino acids)
Biological process (GO): transcription by RNA polymerase II
Molecular function (GO): protein heterodimerization activity
Source: RefSeq, a predicted model, not a curated record
AAAUUAUAAAUACCCAAAAGCGUCGCAAUUCUUCUUCUUCGCUCUCUCUUUGGCACACUAAAUUUUCCACCGUCGCACACCUCGCAUCACCACCGUCAGCUUCCGCUCGGGAAGAUCAUCCAAACGACGCCUUCCUCACCUAUAGCCGCCUAGGGAAAAAAGAGAAUUUUGGGCAUUUGCAGCCUGAUCUUAGCAAGAAGAGAGUGUAGAACUACUACGAAGAAAUCAUGAGUGGAGGAGGUGCAGGAGGUUCCUCCAAACAAAAAGUUGAAUCUUCAAGUAAAUCUGAUACUUCUUUCAAGCGUAAGCGAGGUGUUUUCCAGAAAGAAUUGCAGCACAUGAUGUAUGGUUAUGGAGAUGAUCAGAAUCAACUUCCGGAGUCUGUGGCCCUUGUCGAGGACAUUGUUGUGGAGUAUGUUACAGAUCUUGCUCACAAGGCCCAAGAUGUGGCUUCAAAGAGGGGGAGGCUGAUGAUAGAAGACUUUCUGUUUAUCAUUCGUAAGGACUACCCAAAAUUGAAUCGUGCCACAGAACUACUUGCUAUGAACGAGGAGCUCAAACAAGCUAGGAAGGCUUUUGAUAUGGAUGAAGAAAAGCUGGUUUCAGGUGACUGAUGCACAUGGCUCCCUGUUAUGGAUUUGAAAACUUCCAAAGCUUUAUGACAGAAAGAAGAGUUGAGGAUGGUUAGUAAAAACUGACAAAUCGAAGCACACUCCGGAACAGAAUGAAUGAGCUUAAUUACAAGUUACUUGUAAAACCAAGUCAGUUAACACUGCAUUUGUAGAUUUUAGUAAUAACUGAGAAGGAUGCUAAAUACUGCAGGUUCAUUUAUUUAAUCUAUCUUAUCUCUCAUACUGUAUUUACAGUGUAGACCUGGUGUCGAUUUCAUUAUUUGUUAUCCCUGGGACUUGGUAUUGUUUGCCAUUUGAGUAUUCGAGCAUUUGAUGUAAUUUCUAAGAAUAUCCAAGUCUUUUGGUAAUUUGUUUA